Molecule: messenger RNA, 570 nt
Organism: Dichomitus squalens LYAD-421 SS1
Lineage: Eukaryota; Fungi; Basidiomycota; Agaricomycetes; Polyporales; Polyporaceae
Exons: 1
Coding region: 1-570 (189 amino acids)
Source: RefSeq, a predicted model, not a curated record
AUGGGCUCGAUAAGUGGGCAUCCCAACCGGCCUAGUGCACCACAGGUGCAUCCAGCCACUUCGGCCGCCCCGUACGUAGGAGCGACGUCCACCAUUGGUGGAUAUCAGCUGCCUCUACUGGGUGCGCCGAGCCAGGUAGUGGCGAGCCCUGACCACACCAAUCUCCGAGACAGUCUCGGGAUCAGCAUGAUCCUGAGCAUAUUCGACAAGUGUCUGGGUGAGGACCCCGACGAACCACUACCGCCAUACCUCAAGCAGAUCAAACUGAAGGCACCCAACCCUUUCGAUGGAAAGGACGACAGUGAUGCCUUCAACGUCUGGCUAGAGAAUCUCUUGUCCUAUCUGGACACCCUCAGCCUGAGGGGACCGGACUUGGAUAUUCAGAGAAUAUCCUUCACCCGUCAGUGCUUGACGGGUGAAGCAGCAGUCUGGUAUCAGCAGACGGUUACGUUGCCGAUAUGGCCAGUAGAUAGGCCCAUGUCACACCUCGAGUCCAUCAUAGGACUAUACCGCCGUUUCAUCCUAACGGAUCAGUUCGCUGUAGCAGCGCGCGAGUUUGCGAGCGUUUGA